UGAAGGUGCCAUCCAGUAGCCGUGCCUCACGUCACGGAGGGCCCUCAGUCAGAAAUCUUGACUUGCAACUUUGGAGGGUGGGUCUCCGAAAGAAUUUCCAGGCGCUCGCAGAGAUGAGUAGUGUUUCUCUCUGACGAGCAGGCGCCUGGCUGGCACGGCCGCCGGAGGCUGGCUCCCGCUCUCCACAGGCAAGGGGCAUCCUCUGUGCUCUGACCUUCCAGAAAGAAUGUUUCAGACGUUUAAAGAAUGGUUUUGGUUGGAAAGAUUCUGGCUUCCUCCACAAGUAAAGUGGUCCGACCUUGAAGAUCACGACGGACUCGUCUUUGUAAAACCCUCUCAUUUAUACAUAACAAUUCCAUGUGCUUUUGGCUUGCUGAUUAUCAGACAUUUCUUCGAAAAGUUUGUCGCUACACCUCUAGCAAAAGCAUUUGGCAUCAAAGAGGAAAUUCAAAAGGUUAUACCCAAUACCGUCUUAGAGAAUUUUUUCAAACAUUCCACCAGGCAUCCGUCUCAAACCGACAUUUAUGGACUGGCCAAGAAGUGUACCCUGACAGAACGCCAGGUUGAAAGAUGGUUUAGGAGGCGGCGGAAUCAAGACAGGCCUUGCAGGAUGAAGAAAUUCCGGGAAGCUUGCUGGCGAUUUGCAUUUUACUUAAUGAUCACUGUUGCUGGAAUUGCAUUUCUUUAUGAUAAACCUUGGCUGUAUGACCUCUGGCAGGUGUGGAAUGGCUAUCCAAGACAGUCCUUGCUCCCAUCCCAGUACUGGUAUUACGUUUUGGAGAUGAGUUUUUAUUGGUCUCUCUUAUUCAGCCUGGGCUCAGAUGUCAAAAGGAAGGAUUUUCUAGCUCAUGUCAUCCACCACCUGGCUGCCAUUAGUCUGAUGAGCUUCUCUUGGUGUGCUAAUUACAUCCGCAGUGGGACCCUCGUCAUGAUCGUGCACGACGUGGCCGACAUUUGGCUGGAGUCUGCUAAGAUGUUUUCUUACGCCGGAUGGAAGCAAACCUGCAACACCUUGUUUUUCAUCUUUUCCGCCAUAUUUCUCAUCAGCCGCCUUAUUAUUUUUCCCUUCUGGAUUUUACACUGCACGCUGGUUGUGCCUAUGCUGUACCUCGAGCCUUUCUUUUCAUACAUCUUCCUCAACCUACAGCUCAUAGUCCUGCAAAUCCUUCACCUGUACUGGGGUUACUUCAUCCUGAAGAUGCUCAAGAGAUGCAUAUUCUUAAAGAACAUCCAGGAUGUGAGAAGUGAUGAUGAGGACGAGUAUGAAGAGGAAGAGGAUGAGGAAGAGGAGAAGGAAGAUGCCACCAAAGGCAAAGGCAGAGACUGUUUGAAGAACGGCCUUGGGGCUGAUCGCCACCUCGUCCCCAACGGUCAGCACGGCCGUUAGCUUGAAGCCCCCGCCGCUCCUGGGGCACGUGUGUGGCAAAGGCUGCCGGAAGCUGCAGGGUCCCCCCACCCCCAUCCAUCACUGUGGCCCACAGGACUCACGGGGACCCCAGAUUCUGCCCUUGCUCUUUCUAACCACUGCCCUCCCCCGCCCACCCCCAAGAUGUAUUUAACAGAACGUUGUUGAAUUGUGUUAAAAUGUUAAAUAUAAGCAUUCCCAUGGAUUUUACUGCAUUUAGGACUCAAACUGGUCAGAGAUUUCAAAGAUUUCUCCAGAGAGCCGUUUCAGUUCUAAUUGUGUUCAUUCACUGGAGACAUUUGGCGUUUUCAGGAGCUCACUGUGUGGCAGGCCUUUUCUCCUUCCCACCUUGCCCAGCCUCAGGAUAGUUGGAGAAAUGCUAAGUUGACCCCCUUUUCCCAGGUGUGUUUGGCCACAAGAGAACAGAUCGUUUCCCAAGAAUGAAUUAGAGGUGGCGAUGAAACAGUGGCAGCAGGACCAAACCAGGAGACCAGGCUUCCAGGCCCAGGGGUCACUUUCUGCCCUGGGCAGUUUUUCUUAAACCUGCCAAGCCGUGGUGCUUCAUCUCUCCAGUGGGAAUAACAGUACCUGCUCUGCCUGCCCCACAGGGUUAUGUUAGGAUCAAAUGAGAUAACACAAGUGAAAGUGCGGUAUUGUCAACAACGACAGGGCGAUCGUCACCUGACCCUCUUUCCACUGUGAUUCCAGCUCUGUUUGAGAGAGAGAAACCUGCCUAAACUUGAAUGGGCCUGAACAAAAGACACUACCUUAAAAAAAUUCCUUUUAAAUGUGUCUGGAGAUACCUAGAAAUGCAAAUCCCCGUUUUAUUCGGUAACUACUUAUUCGUUAGCUCCCCAAGGGUAAUUCUCAAAUUCCCUGGCAAUGCUCCUCCCUCAGACCCAUGGCCAAGGGGAAGGAGUUGGGGCCCAGGCUUCUUUUCUGUUCUGUUUCUUAUUUUUCUCUUUUCUAGGAAGGGAACAGCCCUGCUGCUACCCUGAACCCUUCCUUCAGGCCCGCAGGGCUACCCCAGUGCCUUAGGGUCCAUCUGGGGGCUUUCUGGGGAGUGGGCGGGUUGCUCCCGGAGCCACGAUCUCCCAGGAAACCGGAGCCUCUGGGGGCAUGCUGUGGGCGUGAGCUCCUGACCAAAAGGAAAUCUUGGAAACAGAAAGAGGAUGCUACACUAUUUCAUCUCUGCUAUCCAACCCAGUCAGACUACAUAAUAGCAAAACAGCACAAAAGAAAGGCUGGAAAAGCCCGCUGAAACUGUCCAAGGUUAGGUGCUAGAGUCAGUGACAGCUCCUGGGGCCACCUGCCUCUCUGGGAGGGGGCCGGUGGGUCAGUAGCAGGCUCUCGGCCCCCCACAGGGGGCACAUCUCUGAGCCCAGCACGCAGGGCAGGCCUCGGAGUCAGACUCUCAGAGUCGAGUCGUCUUAGGUUUCUGCUGCCUGAGAGGCCUGGCCCAGGAAGAGGCUGAGCAGACCAGGCGGCCUCCCCUCCCCCAUCCCCGUCUCUUGGUCACAUUUUGUACUUUCGUCUUGUUUCACACAGGGACGUAUUAUAAAGCCAAGUGAGAGCUAGGAUUGUGGGGACCAGUAAAGCGUCCAGACAGGCCCCUGGAGCAGGAUGGCCACUGUACGCAGGAAAGGUAAUCGGAAUUCUUUGUUUUUUACUAAAAAGGUAUUUUUUCAAACCUUCAGGCUAAAUCAAAACCCCUUCAGAAUUCUUUCCCCAACAAAAUCUCCUAUUGAGGAAUUGUUAGAACAGAAACACGUGCGUCAAGUUUCUCUACAUCAUACUGUUUGCUUUUAUGUACAAUAACAUGUGCAUUAUAUGUAGAAUGUUCUAUUAUAAAUCUAAAAUGCCUCCACUCACAUUGGGCAUAGCUGUUGAAUUAUUAUUACUAUUUUAUUGUUAUUUUGGGGGUAGAAGAAAGCACACUAUUUCUUUUUUUAACGUUUCCAGUUAGCAGACUAUUUUUUCUUUGAUUUGUUUUGAUCUUGUCUCUGUAUCAAAUAUCUUCUUGCUUAAGGUAAAAAGAAAUUGUUUAAAAAAACUGUUUAUUUGCUGCCUUAUCCUCCAGUUCUUUUUUCUCAUUUGAACGUUGAAGGUAAAAUAUGCCAAUUUCAACGAUCUCUGAUGCAGGUGGAAGCACUAAACCACCUCCUAAGAGGUCAGUAUGCAUUUUUGUAACAUCCUUUACAAAAGGCUAUCGUGGUUAAUUUGAAAGGUAGCCUCUCUUUCUGUAAGAGCCAAGGGCUCUUCCUCUGCCAGGUGACUUUGUAACAUGCAGCCCACCGCGCCACCACUGUUACUGUCCUAGUAAUGACUUA
Molecule: messenger RNA, 3735 nt
Organism: Rhinolophus ferrumequinum (greater horseshoe bat)
Lineage: Eukaryota; Metazoa; Chordata; Mammalia; Chiroptera; Rhinolophidae
Gene: CERS3
Product: ceramide synthase 3
Exons: 11
Coding region: 227-1387 (386 amino acids)
Biological process (GO): ceramide biosynthetic process
Cellular component (GO): membrane
Molecular function (GO): sphingosine N-acyltransferase activity; DNA binding
Source: RefSeq, a predicted model, not a curated record